GCGGGGAAGGAAGAGCUGGGGGCUAGAGGCUGCCCGGCUUAAAGGCAGCCUGGGAGUGAGGCCGCUCAGCUAGAGGAAGGAAACAGCUCCCAAGCCCCCAGGCAGAGGCCCCACAGAUGUCAGAGGUCAGGGGUUCAGCCCUGGGGUGUUGGGCAACUUGAGAUCACCUGCAGAGUAGCCUGCAGGUGGCAGUCCAUGAGGAGGACCUGACACGGGUAGAGAGGGCCCUGCGAAUCUCACCAGUCCAGAGAUGGAGCAGAAGGAAAGGAAGCCCUCUGAGGAUGGGACCACUGUCUUGCCAACGGCAGAGGCCCCGGGGACGCUGGGAGGUGGAGCCUCUGCAAAGGAGGAGGCCAAAGGCACAGCUGAGAAGACGGCCAAAGAGGGAACCCCAGAUGGGGCAGGAAAGCCGGAAGGAGCACCAGCUGAGGACGGCAGUUCUGCUGAAUUUGAGGGGGAGGCAAAUGGGUUGGGUGAGGGCGAGGUGGAAUCCAAAGUGGGGGCUGAACUUCAAAAGGAAGACCGUGGGAAGGAAGAGGCCACAGCGACUCCUCAGGGGAUGACUGACAGGAAAGAAGAGACCAAAUCUGAACCUAAGGAGGCUGAGGGAAAAGAGGAGACCACCCCAGCCUCUGAGAAGCAGAAGGCUGACGAGAAAGAGGCCAAGCCCGAAUCAAGGGCGAAAGCCGAGGUGAAUGACGAGGCUGCUGGGGAGCAAGAGCCCAAGGCUGGAGCUAGGGAGGCUGACGGGAAGGAGGCCACGACGGCCUCUCGGGAGGAGAGUGACAAGACGGAGGAGCCCAAGGCUGAAGCCCAGGAGAAAGCCCAUGCCCCAGAGGCCAGGGCGCACUCUCAGAAGAAGCCUGCUGCGGAAGAUGAGGCCAAGGCUGGACCACAGGAGGCUGACGAGGAGCAGGUGGAGCCAGGCAGUCCCAAUGAAGAGCAGGAAGAGGGUGAGGAGAGACAGUCGGAGGAAGGAGCAGGGGUGAUGCCCAGCUCCCCCGAGGAGUGGCCUGAGAGCCCCACGGAGGAGGGCCACAGCCCCAGCCCAGAUGAGUUGGGUCAAGACACCACAGCCUCUGGAGAGACCAGUCCUUCAGCCAGUGAGUCUUCACCCAGUGAUGUGCCCCAGAGUCCCACGGAGCCCCCUCCCUCACAGGAGAAGAAGAAGGAGAAGGCACCAGAGCGCAGGGUGUCAGCCCCUAUCCGGCCCCGGGGGCCCCGUGCACAGAACCGCAAAGCCAUCGUGGAGAAGUUUGGAGGGGCAGCCUCAGGCCCCACUGCCCUGUUCCGAAACACUACGGCAGCUGGGGCAGCCAUCGGCGGUGUUAAGAACAUGCUCCUGGAGUGGUGCCGGGCCAUGACAAAAAAAUAUGAACACGUGGACAUCCAGAACUUCUCCUCAAGCUGGAGCAGUGGCAUGGCCUUCUGCGCCCUCAUCCACAAGUUCUUCCCCGAUGCCUUUGACUACUCUGAGCUGGAUCCCACGCAGCGCCGGCACAACUUCACCCUGGCCUUCUCCACGGCAGAGAAACUGGCCGACUGCGCCCAGCUGCUGGAGGUGGAGGACAUGGUGCGGCUGGCGGUGCCUGACUCCAAGUGCGUCUACACCUACAUCCAGGAGCUGUACCGCAGCCUCGUGCAGAAGGGACUGGUGAAGACCAAGAAGAAAUGAGGAGGGACCGACCCUGUGGGCAGAGGUGGGCAGGGUGCCCAGCCGACCAGCCGUGGCUUGGGCAAGGGCAGUGGCACCAGUCUUAACUGCAUUAAAAGUACUUUUGUAAAAUCCUGUCUGGGCCCUCAGUGCAUGCUCCCUGACCCACCCUGGACGCUCUCUCACUCUGGGGUAACAAAUCCCAGCCACCAUGGUUCCUUACCUGACACGAUCUUCUCAACAACCAUGAAAGGCAUUUGGGAAAGGACGAUGGCCUGAGUCCCACCACUAAUCAGCUGUGUGACCUUGGGCCAGUGAGUCAACCUCUCUGAGCCUCAGUUUACCAUCUGAAUGGGGAUAAUGGGACUUCAAACCUCAUGUAGGUGUUGUGAGGGUUAAAUGAGACAGUGAAAUGGACAACAAGCCUUGCCCAGUGCCUGUCACCUAAGUGUUCAAUAAGUGGUGGCCAGAAAUAAAAAACAAACCUUACAUUUCGAGCCAUUGGUGGCAUUUUUUCCACUUCUCUUCCCUCUCUCCAUACUUUUCCCAGAUUAGGGAAUUUCAGGGCAGGGGCUGGAGUAGAAGAUUCUCUAGAAAUCUCACCCAAACUAGGCUAGUGGGGGCCUAGAGUGAUUCCUAUUUCUUGAAGAUACUCCACAUUGUGUCUCUGAAAAGCCGGUGGUGUUCCAGCAGCUUAGAACCAUUGCACCCAGAAAGUUCUUCCUUCGGGUUAAGUUAAUCCCUCCAACUCCGGCUGAAGUUCUGGCUUAUUAGAGAUGAACCCCUGAGCUGAUCAUAAUUUCCUGCUAACAAUCCUGUCUGGUUUUAUCAGCCAUUUGGAGCAUGUGUGCUGCUGAGAACAGCUCAUGAAAAUCACAAGAACAAAACCCAGCAGGCUUGCCACUGCGGCAGGCGUGGGCUCCGCCCUGAUCAGCAGAGGGGACCUGGCAAUCCACUGAAAUGCUCUGUGCCUCGGUUGCCUCAUCUAUAAAAUGGGUAUGUCCACCCCUGUGGACGUGUUGACAGCUCCUCUGGCCAAGGACAGCCUAGCCCCAAAUGGCCAGCUUUCCCCACAAUGUUUGGGGUUACACGAAGCCCAGUGAGCCAUCAGUUCACGGGAAGCAGGGUCACACGUUUUCUUAGAUGGCAGCUAAAUCCCCAGCCUCACCUCCUCCUGAUGAAACCACCCCAUCCCCUCCACGAACACUCAGCCAGACUCCAUGAUGCAUCUGUGACUUUAAUGCCU
Ceratotherium simum simum (southern white rhinoceros) is the source of this 2900-nucleotide messenger RNA. NCBI's taxonomy places the organism in Eukaryota, Metazoa, Chordata, Mammalia, Perissodactyla, Rhinocerotidae. The record is from RefSeq and is a predicted model, not a curated record.